Molecule: messenger RNA, 888 nt
Organism: Striga hermonthica
Lineage: Eukaryota; Viridiplantae; Streptophyta; Magnoliopsida; Lamiales; Orobanchaceae
Source: the annotation of a GenBank genome assembly
AUGUCUGAAGAAUUCUACUAUUCCCAACUCUUCCAUGACGAGCAGCAACGCCGCCAGCUGGCUACUGCCGUCGAGUUUCCAUUCUCCGGAAGCUACUCCCCGGCCGCAUUCCCAGCCGACACGUCACCUCAUCUUCAAAGCUUCUCUGAUAUUCUGCAUGUGCCCGAAGACGAUCACAAGUAUUUGCUUCAAGAGAUUGUCAGGGGAGGCAGGAAACUGUCGCCGAAGGCCGCCGCCUGUAGUGGUUCCGGCAGCGGAGGAGCACCUGCCUCGCCCAACUCUUCCUUGUCGUCGUCCUCCACGGAGGCCGGCCGUGAAGACGAGCCGAGCAAGGGCAAGAAAGUCGGUGGAGAGGGCACGUCGUCGACCAAGAAAGAGAGCAAAGAGAAGAAGAAGAGAGGGGAUAAGAAGGAGAAGCAGGAAAGGUUUGCUUUCAUGACAAAGAGUGAGAUUGAUCAUCUUGACGAUGGUUACCGGUGGAGAAAAUACGGGCAAAAAGCCGUCAAGAACAGCCCUUACCCAAGAAGCUACUACAGAUGCACGACUCAACAAUGCCCGGUGAAAAAACACGUGGAGAGAUCAUUCGAAGACCCUUCAAUUGUGAUCACUACAUAUGAAGGGAAACACAAUCACAAUAUCCCUUUGAAUCUCCGUGGCCACGUGGCGCGCAUGCUUGCCCCGUCUAUAUUUGCUCCAGUAUCUCUCGAGACUUGCGGCCCAAGCUUCCCGCAUGAUCAUCACAAUGAUCUCUUGCUUCAUCAGAUGCCCGAUUAUCAUCAUCAACAUGCGACGAACCAUAGUAACUAUCACGAGUUCCAGCAGUUUCCGGAUUUCGGGCUCUUGCAAGAUAUAGUAUUACCUCCCGUUUUUCCGAAGCCUCAUUAUUAG